Panicum virgatum (switchgrass) is the source of this 2850-nucleotide messenger RNA. Its product is annotated as protein spotted leaf 11-like. The record is from RefSeq and is a predicted model, not a curated record. Lineage: Eukaryota; Viridiplantae; Streptophyta; Magnoliopsida; Poales; Poaceae. The coding region runs from base 109 to 2229 and encodes 706 amino acids. Gene Ontology annotation, molecular function: protein binding; ubiquitin-protein transferase activity. The transcript has 4 exons. Gene Ontology annotation, biological process: cell surface receptor signaling pathway; protein ubiquitination. Gene Ontology annotation, cellular component: nucleus; cytoplasm.
GCUCGCCUACUCCAAAUCCCCUUCCCCACGCUCCGCCACCACGCGCGGUCUCCGGCCACCGUGCUGCGCGCAGGACGGGGUCCGGGCCUGAGCCCCAGCUGUGCUGCCAUGGACGAGGAAGCGAAGGCCGGUCCGAAAUCCGACGCGAACGCCAACGCUGCCGACGCGGUCGAGGCGGCGGCGGCCGCUCCGCUGCCGCCCUCGAGCUCGGAGGCGGCGGAGAGGGAGGCGAAGGCGGAGGAGGAAGGGGAGCUGGUGGAGCGGUUGGUCGAGCUGGUGGGCGAGAUCGCGGCCAUCUCGGACUUCAGGAACUCGUACAGGCGGCAGUUCUGCAACCUGUCGCGGCGGAUCCGGCUGCUCGUGCCCAUGCUGGAGGAGGCCAAGGAGGCGCCCACGCCGCUGCCCGCGGCGUCGGAGGCCGCGCUCCGCCGUCUCAGGGACGCUCUCCAUGGCGCCGGCGAGCUGCUCCGGCUCGGCAGCAGCGGCAGCAAGAUCUUCCUGGUUCUCGAGACAGAGAAAAUAAUGAAGAGUUUCCAGGACAUUACAGCAAGACUUGAACAAUCCUUAGCUGGUAUCUCGUUUGAUGAGCUAAACAUAUCAGAUGAAGUAAGAGAGCAGGUUGAAUUGGUGCAUGCUCAGUUCAAAAGAGCAAAGGAACGAUCGGAUUCAUCUGAUGAUGAUCUAUUCAAUGAUCUGAUGUCUGUCUAUAACUCGAGCAGCAGUGCUAAUGUUGACCCUGAUAUUCUUCGAAGGUUAUCUGAGAAAUUGCAGCUUGUUACAAUACAUGACCUCAACCAAGAAUCUCUUACCUUGCAUGAGAUGGCUAGUGGUGGUGAUCCUGGUGCAAUUGUUGAAAAGAUGUCGAUGCUCCUGAAGAGGAUCAAGGAUUUUGUGCAGACUCAAGACCCUGAAAUGGGUGCUCAAGCAAGUGCAACAGACAUUUCCCCAAAUGACAAUUCAACAUGUCCUAUUAUUCCUGAUGAUUUCCGUUGCCCAAUAUCACUGGAUUUAAUGAAAGACCCAGUUAUUGUCGCCACUGGGCAGACUUAUGAGCGAGGGUGCAUAGAGAGGUGGCUGGAGGCUGGCCAUGACACCUGUCCGAAGACACAGCAGAAGCUUCCGAAUAAAUCCCUGACUCCAAAUUAUGUCCUACGCAGCCUUAUAACUCAAUGGUGCGAGGCGAAUGGUAUAGAGCCUCCAAAGCGCUCAGCUCAACUUAGUAAUGCACCAGUGUCAUGUACUGCUGCGGAGCAUAACAAUGUUGUCGAGCUUCUUCAGAAACUCUCAUCCCAAAACCUUGAAGAUCAACGUGGUGCUGCUGGUAUGCUUCGUCAGCUUGCCAAGCGUAGUGCUGAGAAUCGUGCUUGCAUUGGAGAUGCUGGUGCUAUUCCUAUUCUUGUUAGCCUGCUAUCAACCACUGAUGUUAGCACCCAGGAACAUGUCGUUACCGCUCUCUUGAAUCUAUCCAUCUAUGAAGAGAACAAGGCCAGAAUAAUCACAUCUGGAGCUGUUCCUGGAAUUGUGCAUGUAUUGAAGAGGGGCAGCAUGGAGGCUCGGGAAAAUUCAGCUGCCACACUGUUCAGCCUCUCAAUUGUUGAUGAGAACAAGGUGACUAUUGGGGCUUCUGGGGCAAUUCCUGCGCUGGUACAGCUAUUGAGUAAUGGAAGUCAACGGGGUAAAAAGGAUGCAGCAACAGCACUAUUUAACCUGUGCAUUUAUCAGGGCAACAAGGGCAAGGCUGUUAGAGCUGGAUUGGUUCCUAUACUACUAGAACUACUAACAGAGACUGAAAGUGGUAUGGUAGAUGAGGCCCUUGCGAUAUUAGCAAUCCUAUCUGGCCAUCCAGAGGGCAAAGCAGCUAUCGGUGCUGCAUCUGCAAUACCUGUUCUUGUUGGAGUUAUCAGAAAUGGAUCUGCUAGGAGCAAAGAAAAUGCAGCUGCCGUAAUGGUGCAUCUCUGCAAUGGCGAACAGCAGCAACAGCAUCUUGCUGAAGCGCAGGAGCAGGGUAUCGUGUCUUUGCUGGAGGAGCUAGCAGAAAGUGGCACAGACAGAGGAAAGAGGAAGGCAAUCCAGCUGCUUGAACGAAUGAAUCGGUUCCUAAAGCAGCAGAGUCAAGCCCAAGCCCAGGCAGAGGCCAUGGCGCAGGCACAGGCUCAGGCCCUUGUUCAAGCUCAAGGGCAGGCAGAUAUGCGAUCACUGCUUCCCACGUCAUCACAUAUUCCUGAUUGAUGAGGUGACUGAUCAGCAACACCUUUUCUGAUAGUUAGUGGCUUGUUUUUUGGCCAGAGCUGGCAGGUGGAAGAUCGCCUGCAAUUGCUAUUGUGGAUAUUUGUGGUUUCUGCUGCGCACUGCAAACUAGGAGGUCUGGGCAGCGUGAUUUAGGGCCACUGGCAUGCUGACGAGUGAGUUUUGAAGCAGCUGUUAACCUGCGUGCGUUGUCCCUACAGUGUACCGGUGAUUGAAUGUGGUAUCCUCGAGUUUUAGGGAGGUGUCGUUGUACUUGUGCCCGGUGCCCAGUACAGAACUAAUCACUGGCGUCCUAGGUUGUUUACAUGCCUGACAAAGAGCGGCAGUAAAGCUUUAGUUCAAGUGUUUGUUCAUCCCAAACUCAUGUUCUGUCUUGAAUUCUUGAUACCGUGGAGCAUCCAGACAUCUUGCCUUAGUGGAAUGAUCUUGGAUUUGUACUUUAUAGCACAGCUGGUCAGGUGUAACUUCUGUCCAGUUGCAUGUUCCUUUUAUCCCAUCACUGCUGAACUGCCAUAGUCCAUAGCUCCAUGUGUGCACGGAACUGAGGAAGAAUCGGCAUGUUGGGAUCAUGAGCAUUUGUGCCCUGUUAUUCUUGCUUCCUCA